Pelobates cultripes (western spadefoot toad) is the source of this 42978-nucleotide messenger RNA. The record is from the annotation of a GenBank genome assembly. NCBI's taxonomy places the organism in Eukaryota, Metazoa, Chordata, Amphibia, Anura, Pelobatidae.
CUGCGCCAUGACGUCAUGUGACGAGCAGUAGCGGCCGCGGCGGCGGAUUUCCCGUCGUGCUCCGGGUCAGUCUAGGAGGCUGCGACCAAUGCACCGUGUCACCGGCUUGGGGGACAAUGACAACGGAUCCGGUAAACAGGAGGACCGGGAUGGAGGGAGGGUGUGCGGGAUAAGGAAGGAAUCCGGAGCCGGCAAUACAGGGAAUGCUAUAAACAGAGAGAGAGAGAGAGAGAGAGAGAGAGAGAGGAGGGGGGUAGUGUAGGAGACAGAGGGAGGUGGAGAGAGAGACACAUAAUAAGAGAGGAUGGAGAGUGGGGAGAGGAGCACACAAUGCUGUGUACACACAGAGAGAGAGAGAGAGAGAGGACAUGGAUUGGAGGGCAGCACUGGGGGAGGGGGAGGGAGAGAGGGUGUUAGUAUGGAGGGAGGGAGGGAGGGCAGAUCUGCAUUGCAAUGGGGGGAGAGCUGGGCAGGCAGGCAGGCAUUAAUGGGAUUUAGACAGGAAAAGCAAUGCGCCUGUGAAAAGUAUAAAGAGAUGUCAGAUCAUAACAAUAGCAGACUGCUGUGCACAGUGCUUCUUAAAGGGUUAAUGUAAUAUGAACACAGAGCCCCAUAAAGGGUUAAGGUAAUUGGAGCAUAGUGUCCUUUAUUAGGGUUAAGGUAUUUGGACCACAGUCUCCUUUAAAGGGUUAAUGCUAUAUGUACACAGAUCCCUUUUAAAUAAUUAAGGCAAUUAGAGCAUUGUGUAAUUUAAAGGUUUAAGGUAAUCUGAACACAGAGCCCUUUAAAGGGUUACGCUUGAAUGCUUAUACUGAUGUACAGGUCGCACUUCUAAAACCAUUAUUAUUAUUAUUAUUGCCAUUUAUAUAGUGCCAACAGAUUCUGUAGCGCUUUACAACAUUGCACUCUGACUAUUCUUCUACUGGCGUUAUGGGCUAUGAAAUCUUGCAGUGUUCACAUUUGCUUGAUGUUAUAUAGGAUACAGUCAAGUUGCUAUAGUUUUGUCUCAUUAUGAUAAAAGCACAGAUUAAUGUACCAUUUUUUUUUUUUUAAUGUAUUCUCAGCAGCACUGGCUGAAUUUCAGAGGCGAUAAAGGGCUGCUGAUGCGAUACUUCGCCAGUAUAUUAACUAUGAAAGCAUGUGAAAGAUCGUAUAGUCAGAGGUAUUAAAAUGCGAAAGGGAGUUCUCAUAGAGAUGGGGACAUUAUAGUCAUCAAAACAACUUAAUUUUGAAGUCUCACUGCUCAAUUAUCUGGCAUUUAGGAGUUAAAUCACUUUUGUUUCUGUUUAUGCAGCUACACCACCUCUGGCUGUAACUUGUGCAAAGACCAGCAGGCUAUAAACCGUGCAGAAGAUGAGAAAUUCUAAAUCAAACCGACUGCACAGUAAAGGAAGCGUAAACAUUAGAUGACUCUUUACAGGAAUUGUUUUCAGAAGGCUGUGUAAGUCACAAGCAGGGAGGUGUGACUAGGGCUGUAUAAACAAAGUGAUUGAACUCCUAAAUGGCAGACAAUUGGGCAGUGAGAUUGCAGAUGUAUGAUCCAUACACCCAAACUGGUUCAUUAAGCUAAACUUGUUUUGGUGACUAUAGAGUCCCUUUAAGGCAUAUAGAAAGUCCUGCGUCCUAUUUGGUCAUCCUUAAUCAUGGGUUUUAUAUAGUGGUGGAAUGCAUUGGGUUAUGUAUUGUUAAAUAUGUAAAUUCUAUUAAGAUGUUAUCCUCCAGUAGAAAGUUAAUUGUGAUAGUUUAUAGAAGUGUUAAUUAUUGUAUAGUGUGUUUUAUACAGAACCUUGUUUUUACGUUAUUUUUACCUGUUUCUUCCACAUGCUAACAAGAUAUGGAAAUAUUUUUUCUUUAUCUAUGUAGUAAUGUUUAAAAACGUACUAGCUAGUACACACAGAGUGCCGUGGAUCAUGUUAUCCUGAAUGUGCCACUUUUUCAUUGAAUUCUUCUGGAGAAGCCAUCUUACCUGCUAAGAGGUAUUACAAUUGGAACCAAAAAUGUCAAAUGUCAGUGGAGGAGGGAGUUGUAAACCAAACUCAAACAACUGGUGUAAAUCACAAGAAAAGCUUCCUGUACAUGUAAGUAAGCUAAAAAAAAUAAAAUUUUACAUUACUAAAUUAAAUACUUUCAACUAUAUCUUAACACAAAAUUGUUUAUUUCCACUGAGUGCCUGUAAUUGUCACACAUUUAAAGGAUCACUAUAGGUUCAGGAACAGAAACAUGUAUUCCUGACCCUAUAGUGUUAAAACCACCAUCUAGCCUCCCUGGGCCACUCAUGACUCCAUGAAUAUAGCAAAAUCUUACUGUAUUCAAGCCUGAAGCUGUAACUCUGCAUGCUGUUUGUUUAAGAAAAACAAGCAGGCUGCUGACAUCAGAAGUGGUAGCCUGAUCCAAUCACAAUGCUUCCCCAUAGGAUUGGCUGAGACUGACAAAGAGGCAGACCAGGGGCAGAGCCAGCAUGAUUUAAACACAGCCCUGGCCAGUCAGCAUCUCCUCAUAGAGAUUAAUUGAAUCAUUGAAUCUCUAUGAGGAAAGUUCAGUGUCUGCAUGCAGAUGAAGGAGACACUGAAUGUUCGGAUGCAUUUUAGGCAGCCAUGACCCAGGAAGGAUCUCUAACAGCCAUCUGAGGAGUGGCCAGUGAAGUUAUGACUAGGCUGUAAUGGAAACAUUGCAUUUUCUCUGAAAAGACCGUGUUUACAGCAAAAAGCUUCAAGGUAAUGAUUCUACUCACCAGAACAAAUUCAAUAAGCUGAAGUUGUUCUGCAAUAGAACAUAAGAAAGAUGCUAAUAUUUUGUGGUACUUUUCAAUUAGCUAUUCACUGCUUGUGUAAUUUGCAGCAUUCGACAAGUAAUUCUUGUCCCCCUCCACCUCAUUCAUUCUCACACAUUAUGUCUCCCUUAUAUGUCCCUUCCACCUGUCCCCUCUCUCUAAUUUUUGUCAAAUCUGCAUCUCACUAUGAUUUAGUUAGUACUCUCUCUGUUUGUUUCUUCACAAAUCCUCAUGGACCAAGGGUUGGCCUGCCCACUUGCCCAAAAUCCCAGCCCUUUACUCUUCUUUCUUACUGCCCUUAAAGGGACACUCCAGGCACCCAAACCACUUGUGCCCAUUGGAGUGGUCUGGGUGCCAACUCCCACUACCCUUAACCCUGCAUCUGUAAUUAUUGCAGUUUUUAUAAACUGCAAUAAUUGCCUUGCAGGGUUAACUCCUCCUCUAGUGGCUGUCUAGUAGACAGCCAUUAGAGGGCACUUCCUGCUUCAUAGCACAGGUUUUCUGUGCUAGAGCUUCGCUGGUCAUCCUCACGCUGUGUGAGGACCUCCGGCGUCGCUCAAUUCCCCGUAAGAAAGCAUUGAAAAGCAUUUUCAAUGCUUUCCUAUGGAGAGCUCUAAUGCGCAUGCGCGGCAUUAGGUCUCCUCAGCCGUCGGGCGGGAUCGAUCAGUUUCCCCCACCGGCUGACGUGAUGAAUGGGAGGAGCGGCGGCAACCCGAAACCACCGCUGAGGGACAUGGGAGUGGGUCUCAGGUAAGUCACUGAAGGGGUUUUCAUCCCUUCAGCAACCGGGGAUGGGUGGUGGGAGGGAGAGGGGACCUGCAGUGCCAGGAAAACGGAUUGUUUUCCUUGCACUGGAGAAUCCCUUUAAAUCAUGUUGUUCAUUUGUCCUACUUACAUUUGUAAAUGCUGUUUGCUGAAUAAAUUGAAUUACUCUGCAUUAUCUUUAAAAUAAAUAAAUUAAAAAAAAAUAUAUAUUUUUUUUAUUAUUAUUAAAUUCAUCAGUGACAGUGUAGUAGAGUUCCUAUCCAUUCUUUCCAUUUACUUCUUCCUCUACGCAUAACAUAAAUAACACAGAACACAACUAGUGGGUGGCUAACUGAAAACUAACACAUUUUGUUUACUUUAGGAAAUUGAUUAUUCAGUAAUGGGUGGGGAGAGCAAUAAGCAUAUAAAGCAUUAGAGGUAAAUGUAUCUCCAUGGAGUACUCUAUGGUUAGACAAUUACCUUGCUCCCCCAGGUGCCUACAAUUCGACCCCUUAUCACAGAUAAAGCUAAAGGGGUGGUUCCCCUUCAACAUUAUCAUUUUUGAAACCAUCAUUCUCAGCAAAAUAAUACUGCCCAUAGUCUGAUGGCAUUCAUGGGUUAAUGCUUACAUUGCAUCAUUUUUAAAUAUUCCUAACUGUAUAAACACAGACCCUGGAAAAGUAUUUUAGGUUAUGAAUAAACUGGCGUUGCAGUUUGAAAUUGACCUCUGAAACAGAUUUAUUUCAAUUUUAAAUAAUAAUAGUUCUAUGCAUAGUAGUUAUGACAUGCUUAUUAUGUAAUCUUUCAGGUAGAGGAUGCUCUGUCUUACCUGGACCAGGUAAAAAUCCGUUUUGGGAGUGAUCCAGCCACAUACAAUGGAUUUCUGGAGAUUAUGAAGGAAUUUAAAUCUCAAAGGUAAAGUUAGAAUGUUUUGUCUUAUUGAAUUAAAAACUCCAUAAGGAUUGAACAUCAUUUAUUAUGAACCAACAAAGUUCCCAGCAUUGUUUAAUUUUAGAGGCUAUAAAAAUGCCAUAUGAUCUGUUAAAGGAACACUUUAGUGUUACAAAUACAAGUUUGCAUUACUAAGGCUAUAGUAUUCCCCCCCCCCCUGCCUUCCCCCCAUAUAAAACGUAAAAAAAAGAUUUACUUGCCUUGCUUCUAGUGCCAAGACUCAAUACUUGCAGUCGCCAUCCCCGGUGUCAUUUGAAUAGUAUAUAAACUUGAUUUACAUUACCAUAAGCAAUUUUGAAAGGAUUGCCGAUGUGGUUAAGUGAGUUUGUUCUGUUUUUUUUUUUGCAGUAUUGACACUCCUGGCGUAAUCCGUAGAGUCUCCCAGUUGUUCCAUGAGCACCCAGAUCUAAUGCUUGGUUUUAACGCUUUUCUACCACUUGGUUAUAAAAUUGAGCUUCCGAAGAAUGGGAAAGUGGUCGUACAGACUUCUCUGACCAGCCCUGUGAGUAAUCAAGAAGAGUAUUGGAUUAGGGGUAGGGGUAAAAACAGCUUUAAAAAAAAAAAAAAAAAAGCUAACCCCUCAAACUUCAAGGUUCUACCACACAUUUAUUUGGUCCAUUAUUUUUUAUUAUAUCACUUUAAUAUUCAAGGAUAUAAUAUUUCAAUGUAGGGUAAUAACUGCUUGAUCCAAGGAUAAAUCUGACUGCCAUUCUGGGGUCAAGAAUGAAUUUUUUUUUCCUUCCUAGCUUGUUGCAAAAUUGGAAGUGCUUCAAACUGUUUGUUUUUUUUGUCUUCUUUUGGAUCAACAGCAAAAAACAAAUGUGAGGAAGACUGAACUUGAUGGAUGCAAGUCUUUUUUCAGCUAUGUAACUAUGUAAUAACUGAUUUACAAUAUGAGUCUUUUUCUGUUAACAUUAAUUGUACGCAGUUUUGUAACUAUUACUCAUUACAUAUUAAAGAAUUAUUUAUCCCCCACAUAACUGCAGGUCCCUUCGGAUGUGGCCACCAGCUCUUUGCCAAGCAGCCGUGCUACGCUGCCUACUGCACCAGAAAAUUCUCAUAAUGAGAUAACAGAGGAAGCCCGGCAACUGGAUAAAGAAAAGGCACAGCCUCCCCCAGAAUCCGACUCUCUAGAGUUUCACAACGCCAUCAGCUAUGUCAAUAAAAUUAAAACAAGGUUUCUGGACCGGCCUGAAAUCUACAGAUCUUUCUUGGAAAUUCUUCACACAUAUCAGGUAAGAAAGUAAUUUACCUGAAAUUAUCAGCCCAGUAUGAUUGGACAUUAUGCCUUAAAUGGAUACUCCAGACCCCUAAAGCAAGCUGAAGUGCUUAUAUUUAUUCUGAAGUCUGUGAUUGGAUAGCCACAGAAUGUCUAGAAUGGCUUGCAAUGCUUUAGACGAGAUCUGCAAGUGGUUUUUAGUUAUACCUCCUUCCCCAAAUGAAUAAUUAAAUGCAUGCAUGUUUUCAUUUGAGGUAUAUCUACUAAAUAAUGACUUUGAUUUAUUUUGUAUAAAUAGGCAGUGGGGUGUCCCUUUAAAUACGUUAAUUGGCAGAGAUCUGAAGAAACAAUUUAUGUUGAUGCACAUACCUUCUGUUAGCACUUAUGAGAUUAAUCCUGGCAGCAAUGCUAGCUCAUUGACUGAGAGUGUCAACUGAUCAUUCUGAGCCAAAGAGCCAAGUCCUGCACUAGCAUGCCUAGCCCAAUGCAGAGAUAUUCUCAUGGAGGUGACCACUUAGCGACAGACCCCAGGAAUGUUAUUAAAUGGGUUUGAGUGGGGCAAGGCACAGAGUACUGUAGUGGUUAUGGUUCUUGGAGUGUUCCUUUGAAUUAACACCAAUCACAACCAAUAAGAGCAUGCAGAAGUGCUAAAGGUGACUUGGGUUUCGCUGCUAAUCACCUUGCUUCAAUUUUGUCAAGGCUGGACUUUAGUAGGAAUUAAAUACAGAUUUCAAGGAACACUCUAGGAGCUCAUACGUUGGACAUAAUACUCAAAAAUAAGGUUACAAUGAUCUUUUUUUGAAGAGGGGGGUUUAACCCCUUAAGAACCAAACUUCUGGAAUAAAAGUGAAUCAUGACAUGUCACACAUCAUGUGUGCUUAAGGGGUUAAAAAGUUAAAAUAAAAUUCAAAAUAGUUUUCCGCAUAAGCCCACCCUUUCUGACCUCUCAACUUGUACUGUUACCCUUCUAUAAAAAUAUAUAAUGUGGUUAUGGGAGUUCAGCUGCAGUUGAAACCGAUAAAUCACAGCAUUUUUUAUUCUCUUGGCAGUGUAUUCUUUACAAGAUAAUUGCAGCACUGAAAAUUAAGUUAAAGGAACACUCCAAUGGAAAAAACAUAUUAAAGGGACACUAUAGUCAUUGUCUUAAGGCAUUUUCAUGCAAACAUGCCCUUAGGGACACCUCCAAGUGGUCACUUCUCAGAUAGCCACUGGAGAUGCUUCCUAGGGCAGUGCUGCACAGUAGGUAGCACUGCCGCUCGCGUCUCCAUAUUCUGCAUGGGGACGCUAAGUUUUCCUCAUAGAGAUGUAUUGAUUCAGUGCAUCCAUAUAAAGAAGUGCUGAUUGGCCAAAAUGGCAUUUAACCCCACCCCCAUUCUGCAUUCUUGCCGAUUUUAGCCAAUCCAGUGCAUUCCCCAUGGGAAAGCAUUGGAUUGGCUUAAAAUCGGUAAUUCUGAUGUCAUCAAGAAGGCGGAUCGGGGGCGGGGCCAUCGCCGGGAGACCCGUGCGGCGCUGGAAAUAAGGUGAGUUUUAAUUCGUUUUAAGGAGGUGGGGGGGAAAGCCACCUAAAUGGGGGGUUUAACACUAUAGGGCCAGGAAUACAUGUUUGUUUUCCUUUAACAGCAAAUCAAUUGUCUGUAGCCUUUGCCAGCCCUCCCUCUACUCCAAUCGAGACAUUUUGUAGCUGUCCAAUCACAGACUUCCCAAAUUCAGCUCCAUUAGAAGUAUUUGCAAGGCAGGUGAACAGUUCUGAACAGUUGAGUUUAGCCCCAGUGAGCUAAACAACCAGGAAGUGACUGGAUUGGAUGUCUGAUUAAAAGCCAGGGAGAGGGUGGUGUAACAAGGUUAAGGUAUAAAUGUAUCAAUUUCUGUUGAAAUCUGUAUAGAAUGUCCAUUUUAGUGAGCAGCAUGCUUGACUGAGUCACUUCCUGGUUUGGUGAGAGUUGAUUGCAAAAUGUGCACAUCCUGUAAAUUUGCAGCAUAUCCAAGAACUUCAAAAAUUAUUAUUUUGGGCAUUUUUUUGUACGCUAACUAAAUUAAGAGAAUCUUACAAUGAAAUGAGACCUGGUUGCUUAAAACUCCUUAAAAUAUAGCCUGUAGUUGUAAAUGAAGAUUUAAAGUAUUUUAAGCUUGCCUACUACCCUGUUUUAUAGCACAGUGGCAAACACUGAAAAAUAACUUUCAGUUUCAUUUUCAGAAGGAUCAGCUAAAUCCAAAAGGUCGCCCGUUCCGUGGCAUGUCUGAAGAGGAGGUAUUCACAGAAGUUGCCAGCCUAUUCCGAGGGCAGGAAGACCUUUUGUCUGAAUUUGGCCAGUUUCUACCAGAAGCAAAGAGAUCUCUGGUAAAGACAUACCUAGGGAUAUUCACUGAACUGAGAACUGUUUUUUUUUUUUUUUUUUUCAACAAUUUCUCGUUUAGUGAAUGUACCCUCAACAGGAUUACAAAUUGGUAAAAAAACAAACAAAAAAAACACACACCACGAUAUCGAAAAAGCUAUAAGGUAAAAUACUUUGCAUAGCUAGUGUUUAAUAGCAGGGAUCGCUCCUUAGACUAUAAUUUAUCACAUCGGUCCUCAUGAUUCACCAAACCACCUGAAAAUCAUGCUAUACCGCUUCAGCAUAGGUCAUCAAUGGUUCUUUUUUUUUUAUUGGGCUACUUGAGCACUGAUGGGGCUAUAUCUGAAUUCUGGCAUGUUGUAGGCUGUGUUCUAAUUCUUUGACUUGGAGCAGUGUUUUCCAAACCAGUCUUCAAGACCCACCAACAGUCCAGGUUUUGUCAAUAUCUCCAUUGGAUUAAAACAGGCAAAUGCAUAAAUCCAGAAUUUUUGGUGGGCCAUGACGACUGGUUUGGGAACCACUGCCUUAUAGCAUUGCUAUCGAAAUCCAGUUCUUGGAAAUCAGAAGCAAACUGUGUUUUGUGGUUAUACUUGACACAUCACUCAGUAAUGAAUAGUUAAUUACUUGUUAAUUAAUCAAAGCCCUUGAGUACUUUUGCCGCCAAGUGUGUUUUUCGAAAAGGGCUAAACACUAAAAUGCUUCUUAAUGAGCUCUGUUACAAUGUAGGAUGGGUUCGAAGUUUCCUAAUCAAAAAAAAACAAAAAACAACCCACCUAUUUUCAUGUGAAUGAGGUAAUUGUUGUCUGUUAUCUUCAUGCAACUCUUUUAAUAUCAGAGGAGGCUGUAAUGCACUAUGACAUCUUUGCAUCAUAUUUAUUUAUGGGAGUCUGUUUUGAGUGGAUAUUCUUAUAUUAAAGGAACACUAUAGCAUUAGGAAUACAAAUAUGUAUUCCUAACGGUAUAGAGCCCUUGUCGCCGUUUAGGUGACACGGGCCCUGUUCCGCGGCAAAUGAAUGGUUAUCCAUUUAUUUGCUUACCUUAAUUCAGCGCCGGGAUCCCUCAACACUGGUGACCUCUCCUCCUCCAUCGACGUCCGUUUCCGAGUGCAGCUGAAUGCACAUGCGUGUGAGGACGUCCAGCAUGAAAUACGUGCGAUUUACUCCAUGUAAAUCACGGAAGCGCCUCUAGUUACUGUCAGGGAGGCAGCCACUAGAGGCUGGAUUAACCCCACAGUGUAAACUGCUCUUUUCAGCUGCAGGGUUAAAACUAUGGGGACCUGGCACCCAGACCACUAAAUUGAGCGGAAGUGGUCUGGUUGCCUAUAAUGGUCCUUUGAGCUUUUAGGUAAUUAACUGAAGGUAUAUGUCAGAUAUGGAAGAUGUUUUUUUUUAUAUACAGGUGGUCCUCGUUUUGCGACCUACCUGUUUUACGACGGCUCGCACUUACGACCAGCUCUCUUGCAAGGUGGUAAGUGUGAGCCGUUGUGGGAAUUAGAGGGAUUCUCUGCUCUGCUGCGUUCUUCUAUGUUCGGGGAUAUUUCCCAGAACAUAGACGAACGUAACAGAGCAGGGAAUCCCUCUAAUCUAUGUUUCCCCGAGCAUAGAUUAGAGGGAUUCCCUGCUCUUGUGCGUUCGUCUAUAUUCGAGGAAAUGUCCCUGAACACAGACAUGCGCACCAGAGCAGGGAAUCCCUUAAGUCUAUGUUCGGGGAAAUUUGCCCGAACAUAGAUUAGAGAGAUUCCCUGCUCUGGUGCGUUCAUCUAUGUUCAGGGAAAUUUCCCUGAACAUAGAACGCAGCAGAGCAGGGAAUCCCUUAACUCCUCACUUACCAACCAAUUAGUUCUACAACCGGGUCGUAGGAAUGGAACCCGGUCAAUAAGUGAAGUGUGUCUGUACAGCUGUCAAAGUACCUAAACUUCACUUGCUGAUUGAUUAAUGUAUUAGAAAGAAUAAAAGAGUUAUUUUCUAAAGUAAGAAUUCAAAGUGAAUUUCAAAUUGAAGAUCAAAAUAGUAGUUAGAAACUUCAGUCAGCUAUUUUUCUCUGGCCUUAAAUUUGAAAUGGACUAUGAAGUCUCACUUUAGUAAAUAACUAUUGUAGUCAUUUUUCUGUAUGCAUUUUCAGCCCUCUUUAUUGUUAUGAAAGGGUUAUUCACUAAAGUGAGAAUUCAAAGUGAAUUUCAAAUUUGUCCCGAGAAGCUGAAUGGAAAGCAUAGUUUACUUAGUGAAUGCUUCCAGUAGCGCUAUUUUGACCUUAAAUUUGAAAUGUACUUAAAAUUCUCACUGUAGUGAAUAACACAGAGAGAUAUUGGAUCUUUCCUAUUAUCUGCCCUCCACUCUUCCCCUUACAGCUGGGCAAUCAUUGGAGCUCCUCCUUCCUUGGGAUCCCAAUAUCUGAAAAGGCUACUCAGUGAGGUCCUGCAAGGUCAGUAAAGUUGUCACAAUCCACUUAUAGUUAGGUGCUUUAUUACAGCACUAGGAUAUGGGACAAUUCAGUUUAUAUUUAUGAAAUAUUAUUAUUAUUAUUUUUUUUACAGGUUUCUGACACCUAGGGGGGAAAAAAAAUGACAAUUAUUUUAAGGGUAAAUUUCAGCCUUUACAUCUAGGGAUUGAAUAGGAAUUGAGAGAUACUGCAGUGCUUGAGGUAGGCAAUAAGCUAAAUAUCUUCCUAACCCUAAUUUUCAUCUUUACCCUAAUCCUAAAUGUCCCAUGUCCCAAUGCUGCAGUGAAGCUACUAACUGUAAGUUGAGUGUGACAGUAAGUUUACUUACCUUGUGUUUACUUACCUUGCAGGACCUUGCUGAGCAUCCUUUUCAGGCACAGGGAACCAGAGGAAGGAGGAGCUCCAAGUAUUGCUGAGAUGUGGGGGGCAGAUUACAGGAAACAUCUGAGAUUUUUUUUAUUUUUUUGAAAUUUAGGUUUAAGGCCAAAGCAGCCAAACUGAAAGCAUAGCUGACUAUUUUUUUUAAACUUUUUUUACAAAUUUUUUUUUCCAGUUUGGCUAUUUUGGCCUUAAAUGUAAAAUUCACUUUGAAUUCCUGCCAAUGUUCACUUUAUGGAAUAACCCUGCAUGUGGUAAAUAUGCAACAGUAAAAUAACAAAAAAAUAAAACCUUUCAACCCUGCGCUGGAUUUUAUUUUGCAACAUAUCUGACAUUGUCACAGACCUUUUUCAUUUGUAGAAACGUUGUGGAUUUCCACUACUAAAAUGCUCAUACAUAUGAAUGAAUAUUUUUUAUAAUGUCUGGGUUGGGUUGUUUUUUUGACAUCUCUAGUUCACUGGAAACGGAGCUUGUGAUCUUAGUAGCGCCAGGAAACUCGAGUACCAGCGAAACCUAGAGCAGAGCCGGAAGCGUUCAAGGUCUCUCCUGCUACGCCCCAUGUCUUGUCCUUCCAAGGUAAAAAGUUAAUUAGGUUUUAAUUUCUCGUGCACAAAAAAGUUGUGAAAUGAUGUCUAACCUUUUCCUUACUUAAUUCCCUCCUCUUAGAAAAAAAUGAAGAUUCGCAAAUCUAAGGAUCAGUCUGUGGCCAACGUGGGAAAGUAUGGGACGCUGCAGGAGUUCUCUUUCUUUAACAAGGUUAGUUCUCGCUUUAUGUUUGCAUUGGUAUUCAUGUACAAAAUAUAUUUCCUUCCGUGGAAUACUCUUUUUGCUAUUUACUAAUCACUAUAUUUUAGCAAAUUAAAUACCAAAAUGUAGGUCAAGUUGUUACAAUGCAUUCCCCUGUAAGUUUGCAAAAACCCAUAAAACCUGUACAUGGGAGGUACUGUUGUACUCGUGAGACAUUUCUGAAUACAAAUAUGUGUAUUUUAUUUCCGUAAAAUCCAACAGUAUUAUGACAUUCACAGUUAACAUGUCAUGCAGAAGAAUAACAUUUCUUAAUUUCUUACUUUUUAAAAUUUUAUUCAUAUCAAUUAUGUUUCACAUAUAAAUAUUUGAUAUAAAAUGAAAGCCCUGUUUCUCCUGAACAAAAUUAUAUAAAAUAAGUGUGGGUGCACUUGAUAUGAAAGAGGUGAAUUAUGGUUGACCCACAUAUAACGCAACCCCGUGCUAUGCCGUCUGUAAACGCUGGUGGGUGGCAUAGUAUGUCCCUGCAUCCUAUACACUUACCAGCUGUCUAGCGAUCGUGAUGGGGUACUUGCCUGGCAUCCCAGGCAGUCCCCCUGCGUCUGAUCCUGCCCUCCUGGGCCAUAUGGUCGCGAGGACCUCACAAUCCCAUGGACAGAGUAGCCAUCCAUAUCAGUGUCAGCAGGGGGUGUGCCUGGAAUGAUGGGUAGUUCCCCCUGCUGCCUGUAAUUAAUAAAGUAAAAUAUAUACUUAGAGUGUGUGUGUGUGUGUGUGUAUGUAUGUAUGUGUGUGUGUGUGUGUGUGUGUGUGUAUAUAUAUAUAUAUAUAUAUAUAUAUAUAUAUAUAUAUAUAUAUACACACUGUCCAAGUGUAUUUUAAUAUUAAUAUAUAUUAUCAAAAUGUGUGUGUGUGUGUGUGUGUAUAUAUAUAUAUAUAUUGUUUUUUAUUUUUUUUAUUUAUGUAUAUAUUUAUGUAAUAUUUUUACAUAAUUGAGUAAUUUUUAUGAAUUACAAUUUGUGGGACCUGCCUGAUAACCUUGGCAGAAAGUCCAGAGAAUUUAAGUUGCUAGCACUAUGUUUAACCCUGUAACUUUCCAAGUACUGUUUUACUUGGGAGACUUCGCAGAACACAAAUAUUUGUGUUACAAAACAGUAAAAUGUAUUACAACAUCAUCCGUAAAAAUGCAGUUUCUUGCAUUUUUCACACACAAACGGCACUUACACUGACAAUAUAAUUGUUGUGAUAUAUUUUACAGCUUUGAAACACUAAUAUUUGUGUUCAGCGAAGUCUCCUGAGUAUAACAGUAAGACUCAUGUACAGGAUUUAUGAUGUUUUCAAAAGUUAGAGCGUCAAAUAUAAGGCUUGUGUUGCAGCCACUUAGUCACAAACACUGACCAAAAUUGGCGUUCAAAUUAGUUUUUUUGCAUUUUUCACACACAAACAAAUAUUAACGCUAAUUUUGGCCAGUGUUUGUGACUAAGUGGCUACUAGAAAAGACUGGACAUGCCCCAUUUGCAAUAGUUUGGGUUGUCUACCAUUGCAAAUGGUAUGCCAUCAUGGGGGUAAUUCCCAUUCCUGGCCUACCUUAAGGUCUCAAAGGCAACAUAACCAAACUGGCGAAUUUCAACGUGAAAAAACUGAAAAAUGUAACAUGCUAUAUUUGACUCUGUAACUUCCCAAACACCAUAAAACCUGUACAUAGGGGGUAUUGUUUUACACGUGGGACGUCACUGAAUGCAAAUGUGUAUUUUAUUGCAGUAAAAGCAAACAGUAUUAUGACAUUCACAGUUAAAAUGUCACGUAGAACUAAAAAAAAAAUAAACAUUUCUUAAUUUCUCAAAUUGUUUUAUAUUUUAUUCCUAUUAAAUUAUGUUCAUAGCUAAAUAUUUGAAUUUAAAUGAAAGCCCUAUUUCUCCUGAAUAAAAUGAUAUAUAAUAAGUGUGGGUGCAUAUAAUAUGAAAGAGGUGAAUUACGGUUGGACAGACAUUUAUAGUCAAAUUCCAAGUUUUGUUUGUUUUAUUUUGAUCAAAACGUGUACAUUUGGCUCCGUCCAUAAGGUGUUAAGUUACAUUAUUGUUUAUGUGUUUUGAAUUGUUGUGGGUUGUUUUUAUCAUAAGAGGACUAUUCAUUUUAAGCAGCAGCUUGUGAUUUGAUUUAUAAAAUCAUUUUCAAAAUUCAGAUUAAAAUAAUGAGACUAGCUGAGUUGGAGUUGUUUUCCAUAGUUCAUUACAAUUUACCAUUUAGUGACUACGCCAUAUGCUUCUAAUCUUAGAACAGUAAAUUUAAAAAACAAAUUAAAUUUUUAAUGGAGUGUUCCUUUAAAUCUCUCAAUGGACAGUACAAGGCCACGCCAAAAGUGUUUAAGGUUUUUCUUGCUUUUUUGCAUAGCCUAUCCAUUGAGGGGUUUAAAGGAACAUUUAAUUAAAAAAAAAAAAAAAACAAUUUAGUCAAUACAUCUCUUUUCAUGCUUUCUAUGGGGGUAUAUGAAAUUCUGACUUGCAAAAGUUGUAGUUCUGGUAUCUACAGAUACUACUCAAUCCAUCUUCAUACCCAGCACAGACUUUUUGUGGCUGAGCAAUCACAGGUGUUUCAAUAAACUUUUUUUACAUCUGAUGGAGAAGUUUUUGCAAGGCAGGUGCUCUGGGCUCCAUGCUGUAACAGGACUGGCUGUCUGAUUGUAACAAGAUUAAUUUCUAUUGAACUGAAGUGCUUUAUGUAAGGUCCUUUUAUGCUGUCCAUGCUUCAUUGUUUAGGUCCGCCGUGUGCUGAAGAGCCAAGAAGUGUAUGAAAACUUCCUGAGGUGUAUUGCUCUCUUUAACCAGGAACUUGUUUCUGGUUCUGAACUUUUGCAGUUGGUUACACCAUUUUUAGGGUAAGUGCAAUCAUAUUUUUACUUUAUUCAGAAGAUUUUUUUUUUUUUUUUUUACCACAGUUGUUUUACACUUAAUGCUUGAAAAUAGUCAAGUGAAUGGCAGGUGUACGUUUUAUUAUAUAGUCUCUCCAUACCCUGUUUAUUGUAUGACGUUAAAAAUAAUAAAACAAAUAUUUAUAAUCUCUUUCAGUCUUGCUGGUAGAAACUUUUUUUUUUUUUUUUUUGUUCUGUGCCCUUCCUUCUUUUACGAUUUAGCAAGGUGUCCAUGUUGCAUUAAUAGUAGGUGCCCUGUUGGUUACAGAAAUAAGAUCAACAAAACGACCUCUAGAGACAUUAUUCAAAUCUUAUUUUAUUUUACUUUUUUCCUGAUCUGUGCUUUUGAAUGCAAAUGAGAAAUUAAGAGAACAGGCACGUGUACAGUGAUAGAAAUGCAAUUGUAACAAAAUAAAAUGCCCAUUUUCCCUAGUCUUAUCUUGCAUGCCAUUAAUGUAGGGACCUUCAUAUCCCCUUGUGAUAGGCCGGAAUGUGAGCAGCUGUACAGAUUCUGUUGGUGAAUGUCUCCUCACUAGUGAUGUGAUGUUAAAACUCCUGGGAUACGGGCUCUAUGUAUGAAAUGUAAUCAUGUGAGAAUCUGAAAUAGGUUGUUGUAACAAGGAUUAACAGCGACAGUUGUCACUGGCAAUCACCCAGCAUGCUCAGAGUGAUGUACUGUUUGUGACUCACUAGCCUGCUGGACUAUGUUAAGGAACAUAAUGUGUUAUUCUGUGCUGAAAAGAUGAGUAAAAAAAGAAAAUUAAAACUUUUUAAAAUAGAUAUUCUUUUCAGUGGUGUGUGUCAACAUGUGAUUCAUUAUUAGUAUUUUUCUCUUCACAUUUGUGAAUAUGUACUGAAAACAGAGGAAAUUAUUCAGAAUUUAAUACAAUAUAUGUGUCGUAAUUUGUUGUUGGAAAUUGCUUUAUACAAUGGCUCAGAACCCAUGAUUUCAACUGGAGAUGAUUUUAUUUUCCUUAACUAGUGUGCAAGGUAUGAUUUGUUUAUUAUUUCUUUCUUUUUCUUUUCUCUAUGGUAAACAUGUUUGUUUGAAAGCAUUAGGCCCCCGUGUGCAUACCAAACACUGACUAGGAACCUGUGCUAAAACAUUCUCAGAUAUGUCUCCUACGUCUUGUCUGAAACGGCAAAAUAAAUGCUGCCAAAUGGUAAAGUGAUUGUAAUAGAAUACUUUUGUUCAAUACCUUUUGUUGCACGUUGAUGCCCUUUUACCAUAGCAGGCAGUGCUUAUGGUGCCAUUGACAAUGUCUGAAAUCUAAGAGUGUGUUUUAAAUGGAACCAAAAGCGACGAAUAUGCAUGCUAUUGCAGAAACAUUACGAUCUCAGGAAAUUAAAGUAAACCUGACAUCACGCUUUUCCAGGGUUCGACAAAUCCCAGGCGCCAGGUCACCAUAAUAAUUUGUGGAUGUGUGAGAGAAUGUAUGUGUCUGUUUAGGUGACUGGCCCCCCUCCAAUCCCAUGGGAAAUGUGUUUUACUCCCCUUUUUCUCAUGAAGUGCUGCUGUCUCCAUGGCUGGCUCGCCUCCAUGACCUGAGAUAAUCAAGCUUGAUGUUUACAGACAAUCCAACGCUUUUCCAUAGGAAAGCUGCGCCAAGCAGCAUCUCGUCAUAGAGACGCCUUGAAUGCAAUGCAUCUCCAUUUCACACUAUUUCACACAUUUAACUCUCUUCUUUGCCCUGCUGUUCCUCCUCCACCUACUAACUUGACCGCCUCAGAAUUUGCAACUCACUUCACUGACAGGAUCUCUAGAAUCAGAGAAAAGAGAUCUCAUCUUUCUUCUUCCCCUUAUAAUACUUCCUCUAACUUCACUUCCUCUGCUGUUCUAUGUUCAUUCGCACACGCUACAUUGGAAGAAGUUUCUGCUCUGCUCCAGUCCUCCCGCCCCACCACCUGUUCCCUAGAUCCAAUUCCAUCGCAUCUCAUCCGUACUCUGUCUUCUUCUCUUUCUCCACCUCUCACUAAAAUUCUCAAUCUCCCUCUCUCCUCUGGUAUAUUUCCAUUGCCCUUCAAACAUGCAACUGUAACCCCAAUUCUAAAGAAGCCCAAUCUUGACCCUAACUCCCCAUCCAACUAUAGUCCUAUCUCGCUACUGCCUUUUGCAUCCAAGAUCCUUGAAAAAAUUGUGUAUGCGAGAUUGACAGACUUCCUCGAGUCCAACUCUCUGCUAGACCCGCUUCAGUCUGGUUUCCGCGCUAAGCACUCUGGAAACAGCACUGACCAAAGUAUCCAAUGAUCUACUCGCUGCAAAAUCUCGUGUUCACUACUAUCCUUAUUCUCCUUGACCUGUCUGCGGCUUUUGACACUGUUGAUCAACAGCUUCUUCUCAUCCUCUGCAAUAUCGGUCUACAAGAUACUGCUCUCUCCUGGUGCUCCUCCUACCUCUCCCAGUGCUCUUUCAGUGUUUCUUUCUCUGGCUCUGCUUCUUCUCCCCAACUCCUCUCUGUUGGUGUCCCCCAAGGUUCAGUCCUUGGUCCCCUACUAUUCUCCAUCUAUACUGCCUCCCUUGGUAAACUCAUUAGCUCCUUUGGCUUCCAAUAUAAUUUCUAUGCAGAUGACACGCAAAUCUACCUGUCCUCUCCUGAUCUCUCCCCGUCCCUCUUGACUAGUGUCUCUGACUGCCUCUCUGCUGUUUCUAACUGGAUGGCUGCCCACUUCCUUAAACUAAAUUUGACCAAAACUGAAAUUCUGGUCUUUCCUCCCUCAAGUGUUGUUACUCCUGUCUCCCCCUCCCUCCAAGUCAACGGUGCUACCAUCAGCUCCACCACGCAAGCUCGCUGCCUAGGUGUUCUCUUUGACUCCGACCUCUCCUUCAAGCCUCAUGUUCAAUCUAUCGCCAAAUCCUGUCAUUUCCAUCUCAAAAACAUUGCGCGCAUCCGCUCCUAAUUAAAGCCAGAUGCGACUAACGUGUUGGUCCAUUCCACUGUCCUUUCUCGCCUUGACUACUGUAAUCCGCUUCUCAGUGGUCUUACGUGCUCCCAACUAGUCCAUAAUGAAUGCGGUGGCAAGGCUCAUCUUCCUGUCCGCACGCACCUCCCAGUCCUCACCCUUCUGUCAAUCCCUACAUUGGCUUCCUAUAAAAUAUAGAGCUCAAUUUAAAAUUCUGGUUCUUGCUUUCAAAUCGCUACAUAAUGCUGCUCCCACCUAUCUAUCCUCCCUUACACACAAGUAUGUCCCGUCUAGGCCCUUACGAUCUGCUGAAGACUUAGGUCUAUCUUCUGUCCGUACUCCCACCUCUGAUGCUCGCCUUCAAGAUUUCUCGGGGGCUGCACAGUUCCUGUGAAUCUCGCUUCCCUCCUCCAUUAGAUGCUCACCCAGUCUCCACUCCUUCAAAAAAUUGUUAAAAACCCACUUCUUCAUAAAAGCAUAUCCAUUAAACUGUUAAUAGCUCCUGACUGAUUCCUCUUCUGCAACUGUCAUUAGUCUAAUACUAUCCUUACCCUUUUGUGUCAUUUUACUCCACUCCCUCUAGCAUGUAAGCUCAUUGAGCAGGGCCCUCAACCCCUCUGUUCCUGUGUGUCCAACUUGUCUGGUUACAACUACAUGUCUGUUCGUCCACCCAUUGUAAAGCGCUGCGGAAUUUGACGGCGCUCUAUAAAUAUAAUAAUCUCCAUGCAGAGCGUGGAGACGCUGAAUGGAGGUGCUGAGAUAGGAAGCACUUUAGUGGACGUAUGAGUGCUGCUAGAGGUGUUACUGGCUAGCAAUGUAAAUACUGCCUUUUCUCUGAAGCUGUAGUGAUUUUAGUGUCCCAUUAAGAAUUGUAUUUUUGCCAAUUUACAACAUAAUUAGACCCAGUUAAGGCACUACAUUGUAAUACUCUUUGAUGAUAUCUAGUAAUGGUUGCUUAUCAAGUCUCCAAAACUCGAGAGAACUUAUGUAAAUGGUAAUUCUUUUGUCUGUAGUAAGCCUUUUGUGCUUUUGUAACCCUCCCUAUAAUUAUCCUAUUAUCCCCAUACCCUUGUUACAUGUUACUCUUCUAUACCAACUGUGAAACCUUUAUCUUGUCAGUGAAUGUUGUUUGAUUUAACCCUAUAUUAACCUUCCAUAAGCUAACAUACAGUAAUAAAGACGUUUGCUACACCAAGAAGCGUUUUCUCCUCCUUCUAUGAUCAACUUGGAAAGCAUAAAUGAAUGUCUAUACAGACGAUCUGUGGUGUGUCGGCACCUAAAAUAUACUAAUUUCUAUCCAUAACUUGGAGUUAUGUUGGAUUGCUAAAGCUUGCUGUGUUGAUAUGUAAGGUUUUACAUGGUCAAUGCUUUCUCACAAAGUUGGUGUGUGUUUAUUUACCAGGGCUGGCAUCAUGCAGUACACCUGUAAGUGGCCCGUGCCCCAUAUGGCAUAAUAUAUAUCGAUCUCUGUCUGAGGGGAGGGAGAUCAAACAAUUUCCCUCCACUCAACAUUGCAUGCUUCCACAGCUGUUGAUGGAGCCCGGAAGGCUGUUUUGCGUGUUACUCUUUUGGAUCCCAGCUUUCUCUCAUGGACCUGUCUGUCAGAGACCUAUGCAGGGCUCGCGACAGGAGCAUGGGCAUCUGGCAGAAGAUGACUGAGAAGCCUCUACAGGGCCACCAGGGAAUGUAGUGUUCCCACUCCCUGGCCUCAAAUAAGAGUGGGGGGGGGGGGGUAAUAUUUAACUAAAAAAAAAAAUUAAAUGCAGUUCUCCUUCCUCCCCCCCUUCUCCCAUCUCAACCCAAAAAUAUGCGCACUGCAUAUGCUACACACACACACUGAAUUUCCUAAACAUAAACCUACUGCAGCUCUAAGUGCCUGCAAUAUGGUGGUGGGCCCUGUAGGCGGCCCCAAAAUUCCUCAUGGGCACCAUGGUAUUUAUAUACUUGGCUAAAGAUUUGUUUGCUACGGAUUCAAAUGGAAGCUUACAAAAUUGUAUGGUUUUGCUUCUAAAAUGCAGUCUCUGUGCUUAUUUGUCAUCAGUCUAUUUUUUUUUUAAAUUUAUUUUUUUUAUUGUUCCAUAGGAAGUUUCCAGAGCUCUUUGCACAGUUCAAGUCUUUCCUAGGAGUGAAAGAACUCUCGUUCACCUCACCAGUCACAAAUGACCGUUCCAAUGAAGGCAUUGGACGUGAGAUUGAUUACGCAUCCUGUAAACGCAUUGGUUCCAGCUACCGAGCACUGCCCAAGACCUACCAGCAGCCAAAAUGCAGUGGGAGAACUGCAAUAUGCAAGGAGGUAUGUAUAUCACCUUUUUUUAUUCAGUGUCAGAAUUUGUUGAUGCACAUCAUAGCAUGGCUUACAAGAACAGUUGUUCAUAAAAAUAAUUAUGUAGUUUUUCUAAAUUUUCUAUUCUAUAACUGUUUUUUGUUGUUGUUUUUUUUAAUUCAAAGUUUUAUUGCUGCUUUACCAUAUUAUUUUGCACAUGGGAAACCUGUAAAAAAAUAUUGACAAUUGAAUCUAUCAUGGGUGGUCAAACAAUAGGCCCCCAACUUAAGGCUGGUAAACCCUCAUGGGGAUCUACCUUUUUUGCAAAAAAUAUUACAUGCAUUUGGUGUACAAAGGUCUAGCAGAAGCAGGCAAGUUUUGGCACUCCAGAUGUUGUGAACAUGACCUCCCUUAUUCUGUGCCAACAUUAUAGCUGGGGGAUAUAGUCCACAACAUUUGGGGUGCCAAAACUUGCCUGCCCCUUUGCUAGACUUGGUGUAGCAGUUUAUUAUACAUGGGAUGCGCAUACACUCUCCACCAUAGUAUCAUAUCUUCUAGGCACUCGUACUUCAACGACUUGUUACAAGAGCUUCCUUUUGCGUUUCUAGGAGAUGCUAACAAUAAGACUCUAUAAUUAAUGAAAUUAGUGCGUGAUAAUAUGCAGGUUAAUUGAAUCGGGCAAAACAAAGUUGUAUUUAAGUUGGGGUUUUUUGUGUGUUUUCCAAUGAUUUAUCAGAAACAGUUUUUUUGCUGAUGUAUGCUAAUACAAUUUUUUCACCUCUGGUCUCACACAGGUACUAAAUGACACCUGGGUUUCCUUCCCAGCAUGGUCUGAGGACUCUACAUUUGUUAGCUCCAAGAAAACACCAUAUGAGGAACAACUUCACCGCUGUGAGGAUGAGCGGUUUGAGGUAAUUGAAUUUAUAUCUGCUUGGGUUUAAAGGAACACUAGUGUCAGGAACACAAACAUGUAUUCCUGACACCAUAGUGGUAAAAUAGCUAUUUGGGGUUCUGGCUCCUUUCUCUGUGCAGUAAAAGGGGGAUGUUACUUACCUUUUUUUCCCCAUGCUAUAACUGUCUCGCCACAGAUAGCCCCGUCGUUGCUGAGAUCAUCAAACCUGAUGAUCUCAGCCUGUCCAAUGCUUUUCUAUAGGAAAUCAUUGGGAGGCUAUUGCACAUGCACUACACCAAUCAGCGUCUCCUUAUGGAGAUGAAUUGAAUCAUUGCAUUUUAUGUGGAAUGUUCAGCGUCUGAGUGACUGCCACUAUAGGUGUCCCUAAGCAGUAAUGUAAACACUGCCUUUGCUCUGAAAAGGCAGUCUUUACCUUAUUAACGAACAGGGGCAGGCUAAAAAAACACCCAAAUAACUACAUUAAGCUACAUCCCGGAAGAGAAUAAUUAUUAAAUAGCUUGCUUCAUACUAAUUGUAUUUAUUUUAUAGCUGGUACCAGGUUUAGUUUUAGAUUUUGAAGUUAAGCUACUAAAGACAAUGUUAGAGAACCUGGACCUUAUGCUUUUGUCAAAGAGCAUGAAAUUCUCUCUAUACAUUGGGCUGGGAGAUUUGCUAGCAAAUGUAUAGAUUGGGAGAAAAACCUAUUUAAAUAUAAGGUGUUUUUUUCCCACCUGUUUUUUCAAUUCUUGAAUUGACUGACAUGGAAGAGCAGAUGAGACCUCCCACAGGUGGUCCUUUUAUUACAUAGCAUGCGGUGUGAUUGCUAUAGUAACUCCCUGGUCCUCCCUCCUAGCAAAGGCUAGGGAGUAUAGCAAAGGAGUGACUGACUUUACUGUGUUCAGAUGCUGGCAUCUCAGCCAACAAGUCUACAUCUUAGAAUAACUUUGCCGUGCUUGGGGAAGGCUGUCGCUAGUAAAGGUGGGUGCAAAAAGAGUACCACCCACAAAUCUCUGCAUAUGGUGGUGCUGCAACAGAGUUGAGGUUAGUAUAUCUCAAAAUUUUACAUGAAAUAUAUCAUGUAUCUGUAUAAUUUGCAUUUGGAGUAGAUUCAACGGAAGUAUAAAAAUGUAUACCCCGUUCAGUUGACAGGGACACUCCACUGCCCAAAUGUAAAAUUAAAAAAAAUCAAUGUUUAGUGUAAAAAUAAAAUACAGUAAAUUAGAACUUGCAUGCAUUUAAUUAUGCAUUUUGUUUUUUCAGUGGGGGUAAAUCUAAAAACAGCUUGCACAUCUGUAAAAACCUGCAGUUCUCCAGUCUGCUGCCUUUGUAAAACCUCCCCUUCUAACCCCGCCCAGACUUUCUGUGGCUGUCCAAUCACAGACUUCCCAAUACAGAUAAUGAGAAGUCUUUGCAAGCCAGGUGCUCUGGGAAAUUGCUGCCUUUUGAUUUUACCUCCACUAAGCUAAUCAAACCAGGAAGUAACAGGACCUGUGGUCUGCCUGAAAGCCAGGUGUGUAACCAAGUUAAUUUAUAAAAGUGUCAAUUUCUGUUUAAAUCUCCACUUUUUACAAAAUGAAAAAUAGGACACUUAAUGCAAUAGAGCUUUUCAGCAAGUUAAAGUGAUUUAGGAUCUGGAGUGUUCCUUUAAGUAUUGGGGCAGAAAUCUCUUACAAAUAUAAACACAAUUUAACAAAAUGAUGAUUAAGCCAUUUGCAUUGAGUAUUUUAUUGUAUUAUUAUUUUUUUUACCAUGCUUCUACUUUUCAAUCUGCUUGCAUUGCAUUGUACAAUGUUUUUUUGUUUUUGUUUAUUUUGCUAACCUUAUAUAUGUAUUUCUCUUUAGCUGGAUGUGGUACUGGAAACCAACUUGGCUACUAUCAGAGUGCUGGAGAGUGUUCAGAAGAAAAUUUCCCGUAUGUCUCCAGAAGACCAGGAGAGGUUCCGUCUGGAUGACUGUUUGGGUGGCACCUCUGAGGUCAUCCAACGUCGUGCAAUUUACAGAAUCUAUGGGGACAAAGCUCCAGAUAUCAUUGAGAGCCUCAAGAAGAACCCAGCUACUGCUGUUCCCGUAGUACUGAAGAGGUGAGUGAUUUGUUGUGCAUUAAAUGCAGAUUAUAUCGCUUGAAGAUCUGCAGAGUGCUCCUACUGAGAGUGAAAGCAUUGGGAUUGGCUAAAGGGUUUUAAAUGCUUUCUGGGUAGGCACAGACCCAGGUGCAGAUACUGCAAAUUCAAUCAUGCAGCAUUCACUUAAUCAAUAUAAUGUGUUAAAUGUCAAUUUCAUUCCAUAUUGUUCUUUUAAACACUGCAUUCAAGUUAAUUGCAAUUGAAUCUUUAACAGAAAUGCUGGCUAAUGUGCAUGGCUUUACAUUUCUUACUACAAGCACAUACAGCCAGUGUGCUCCAUGAAUGAACCAACCUACCACCAGUUGUAGAUCUAAUUACACAACGACCUUGCAUUUUUGUUUACUGAGAUAUUGUAGGGUUUUUUUGGGGGUUUUUUUUUUUUUGCUCACCUCAUAUGUUGUACUACAGGUUGAAAGCAAAGGAAGAAGAGUGGAGGGAAGCUCAGCAGGGAUUCAAUAAGACAUGGCGUGAGCAGUAUGAGAGGGCCUACCUCAAAUCUCUCGACCACCAGGCAGUCAACUUCAAACAGAAUGACACUAAGGCCCUUCGUUCUAAGAGUCUGCUCAAUGAAAUAGAGAGCGUUUAUGAUGAGGUGAGCAUUUCACAUGGCUUAGUUCGGGAUGUAUUUGCAUUUAAAGCUCUUAAAGUACAGUAAAUUUUGGCUUUAUAAGGCUUCAAAGAGUACAUGGACUGGUGACAUAAACCAACAGGUGGUAAGUGGAUUAUGGGCGUCACCAGAAUCUCAAGUUAAGAUAUAGGUCAUUUGUAGAACAUUUACUGUUUUUUGUUGUUUGUUUUUAAGUACUUUAGUUUGAUGAUCAAUGUUUUGCUGGUUGAAGUUGAUAGAGUACAUUUUGGUUUAAAGGGCCACUUCAAAUGAAUACACGCUCUUUCUUUCCUACAGAUGUUUUGUUCAAGGUCUCUUUUUUCAAAUCUGCACUUUUAUAGCUAGUCCAGACAAUGCCAAAGUUUGCUGUAAUUAAAGGAGCGCUAUAGAGUCAGGAACACAAACAUGUACUCCUGACCCUAUAGUGUUAAAAACACUAUUGAGCCCCUCUAUAUAUAGUAAAAUAGUACCUUUUAUUCCAGUCUCGUGGUGCUGGCUCUGCCCCUGAUCUUUCUCCUUUGCUUACAUCAUCAGAAGUGAUGGUCUCAGCCAAUCACAAUGCCUUUCCUCUGAAACAAACAGUGUUUACUGCAAGUAAGCCUGCAGGACUGUUUAUACUUACCAGAACAAAUACAAUCAGUUGUAGUUCUUCUAGUGACUAUACUGUCCAUUUAAAUGUAGUUUUCUAUUCACAGAACCUAAAGACCUAGUGAGAGUCUAACAUGAAAUACUUCCACAAGAAUAUUUACACAAAAAGCUGAGCAAGUUUCCUUUUGGUAAUAUUUCCACUUUCAGAUUAGGGAUGUAUACUGCACCAUUGGUCUCUCUAUUAUUUUUCUCUUUGACAACUGGCAAAGUACCAUACACAUGAAAGAUGGGGUGCUGCAUUAAAAGCACAGCUGCAUAGCAAACUAUUCCUUAUGGGGCUAAUCACCUGAUGCAUAAAUAGAAAUAGAUGGCCUUGCUAUUCAGGUUUUAUUAAUGUUAUUUUUUUUUCACUUGUUGGUUUAGACUUUUACUUUACUUUGUUAUUAAGAAGGCUUUACUGCCUGUGCAGCAAAUUAGCCAAGGUCCUUACUGUGAUUUAAUAACUGUGGGAGGACUCCGUACAUAUUUAUGAGUAUACUUCUUUCUCAUCUUUUCUUUCUUCAUGAUUACUUUCCCCUGAGUAGCACACUACCAAUACCGAAUACACCUUAUUUUUUUUUUUAUAUUUUUUUUUUACUUCAUUUAGUAAUGGGAGGGUUUGGAGACAGCUAGUAAAGCCUACUUAAUUCCAAAUUAAAGUAAAAGUCUAAACCUACAAGUGAAAAAAAUAACACAUUAAUAAAACCAGAAUAGCGAGGCCAUCUCUAUCUAUUUAUUCAUCAGGUGAAUAGCCCCAUAAGUUUCAAGAAGAAAUUGUGUAAAUACUUUUGUAUGCAGCGGUGCUUUUCAAGCAAGCAGCACCCCACCUUUCUUCUGCAUGGUACUUUGCCAAUUCUCAAAGAGAAAAUAAAUGAUAGAGAGACCCAUGGUGCAGUAUAUCAAUGAUCUGAACCUGUAGGAUAUUUAUUUAAAGUUUUAUUGAACAUGUUUCAGCACGACAAAGAAAUAAGUUAGUAUAGGAUUUUUAUGUACACUAUUUAUACUUACAACUGCAUUGGUUAUGUUUGUUUUAUUUUUUUUAUAUGCACCAUGUGAAUUUCUGUGUUUAAAAAGUUAUUAAGGGUAAAAAUAAUUUUUGUUAUAGCGCUAUACUACAAAUUUCUUUUGAAUGUUUCCCGUAAAAUGAUUCAUGGUCCAUUGUUAAUAUUCGGGUGCAGGUCAAAGGAGGAAUGCCUACAUGAGUGAUGAGCUGCUCUGGACUCUGCUCUGGACUUGGAAGCUUUCCUUUCUUUGUGUUUUCCCUGAAUACAUCAAAUAUAGAAAGGUUCUGUAAAAGUUCUCUGUGCACUAGUGUACACUACAUACAGGUUAAAAAUAAAUGCUUCAUUGAGCCAUCUUUGCUAUUAGCUGAAGGCCUUUCUCAGUUUUGCCAUUUGGGCAUUAACCAUCACCAAGUAUUCUGAAAUCUUUUUCCUUACACUCAUACUUUUAUAGAUCAGGUGGCAGUUAUCAUGAAUUUCUCAUUUUGUUACAUAUGUUCCCUGUUUCACAGCAUCAGGAGCAACAUCCAGAAGGCAGGACAACUACAUCCAGCGGACCCCAUCUUAUCUACACGUAUGAGGACUGGCAAAUAAUGGAAGAUGCUGCAUCCCUAAUCAGUUAUUAUGUGAAAAGACAGCCAGCCAUUCAAAAGGAAGACAAGGACACCAUUCGACAGGUGCUGAACCAAUUUAUCCCUGAGCUGUUUUUCUCCUCACCCUCUUCCUGUCAGUCACUGUUUACUGGCACUUCGGAGGAGGCUCCAGCAGAGACCAAUACUGACACUACUCCCAUACCAGAGCUUCCCGAACGCCGGAGGAAGAGCACUACCCCAAGUGAAAUCCAGGAACCCAGCACACCUACACGGACACCCCCUAAGCCACCUCCCAAGACCACAGAAGAGAUGUACAGCUUGUUUUUUACAAACAACAACUGGUACUUUUUUUUGCGGUUGCACCAUACGUUAUGUGCUAGACUUCUGAGAAUCUAUCAACAGGCCCAGCUCCAGCUGCUGGAAUACAGGACUGAGAAGGAACGAGAGAAACUGCUGUGUGAAGGCAGAAAAGACAAGUCAAAUGGUCCAGCUAUGGAGCUCCGACUAAAACAGCCCAGUGAGAUAUUUACUUUUUAUUAUUUUCUUGUUUUGUUACCAUGAUCAUUUUUCCAUUUAGGUACUGUAUAAUCUUCUUUUGUUUGAUGUCUGAAUUGUUCAUCAGCAUAUUGUUAAAGGGGAAUAUAAUAGAGGAAAGGAACAUUGGUUUCUGUUCGAGAGAGCCAGAUUGGGUGCUAUAUUUUAGCAUACUGGAAGAAACCGUUUGCAUUUAAUUUAGUCUACAUUUGUAGUCAAUGGUUGCUGUAAUAUUAAAUUAACUUUAUGUUCAACAUUAGUGUUCGAAUGUUUAUGCCAUUCAAACUAUAUUUAAACUUUCUCUUUGCCUCUUAGUAUGCCGCUUUUAGGGUUCCCCUGGAAUAUAUGUAUUUGUAGGAAGAGAAAAAUAGGAGAAAAAUGUUUUGACACAAGGAAUACCUUAUUGCCAUAAAAAUCCCCAUGUUUAGUAUUGUCUUUUAUAAUUGUAGUAAUGUACAAAAUAAACGGGUAACAAUAAACGGAUUACCGUUUUAAGCAUUUGCAACAUGUGGACAUACAUAUAUUUUCAUGUUUUCAAAGUGAUAUGUCCUAAUUUGUUACUUACGUCCAUGAGACUUUAUUGUAUUGGACAAGGGCUUACAUUUUCAAGUCUUAACCUUUAGUCUAAGAUAGCCUAACUUAUUUGGCAUCGCAAACAUUGAUGAACAGCAUCAUGUCUUUGAUGUGUCAGUGUGUGUGAAUACUGUGUUCUGUUUGUGUGUGAAUGAACCUGAGUAUUUGAACCCAUUUAUCCCCUCCCUAUUGCCAUAGGUAGACUAUUUGGUGUGUUCCCCUCUCCGCAGUAUAACGCCGAGAGAACAUCCGUUUAGUUUGCUCCAUGUAAUACUAAUCAAUGCUGCUGAAUGUGGUGACACACAUAAUUCCAUUGCAAACCACACACAUCUGCAAAUAUUUACAUGAUCCAUUCUCCACGUGGCUGCAUUAAUUUCUGCUGGUGACUGAUACAGGAGCCUACAGAAAGCUUGGUGGCAUCAUUUUCACCCACAGUUUGUCUACAUGUGCUGAGGAUAGAAAAAUUCCAAUUCACUGCCAGCUUGCCAUGUUUGAUUUUCAUUUAUAAAUCGCAAGUAGAAUUUUGAGCCCUAUUAGUCUUAUCUUGGGUAGUUGGAUAAUAUACAUUUGAAAACGCCAACUAAAUCUUGGGAGCAGUGACCAUGUUCUGUCCGUUUUAAAGUGAAUAUUUAUUACCAGUUCUUCUACUUAGUUAUCUCCACUUACACCCAGUACUUUAAAACAUAAUAGACUAUAAAACACAUGAAUAUGAGUGGUAAGCGAAACGUGUGACGUCUCUACGAUAUUCUAGUAGAUGUCUUUGUACUUCCUAAAGCACAGUAAUAUAGCCACACAAUGCAUAUUAUCUCAGCCAAUCAAAUCCUGUCUUGUGUCCAGUCACCCUUGGGAAGGCUAAAUUCAUUUUAUGCACCAGUUAAGUUUGCUUGUUAAUGUUGUCCAUAGACUGACAGGUCCAAGGUUCUUCUGUGACCUGUUCAAGGCAGAAGCUAUAUGAGUCCUCGAAAACUUGAUGCCCUGGACAGUACAAAGCUUAUGACCCUAUUCAAUUACUCUCAAGGGAAGACCGCACCUCCUGUUACCUUUGUUUCAAUCCUUGUUCUGGUCCCUUACGACAGAUAGCUACUCUGUUCUCUCUUGCUAUUAUCCAGCCUUACUGAUACGUAGGUCUUUUUCUGGAAUGUUGGGAUGGACUGAUUUAAUUAAGAGGAGACCAGUUGAAUUGCAUUUAACCCCUUCUUGACCAUCAGCUAACAUUUGGAAUUCAAUUAAAGGGCAAUAUUUGUAUAGCAGCCACUAUUAAUAACUUGUUUACUAAGUAUAUAUCUAGAGUAGCUUGUCCAACUAUACACCUAACCAACUACUUACCUUUAUCCCAACUUAACGAGCAGCGAUCACUUAUCUGGAAGUCACAUGGUUGGGAAAAGCAUUCAAAAUCACCUAGAACUUGUGGGGGAUUUUUUUGUUUGUUUGUUUUUUAAAAUGAGAUUCUUAGUUUUGUUUUAAAUUGACAUGAACAAUUUAGCAAAUGCCAUCAGAAUCCAGUUCAGGCAAGGCAAAGCUAGGGCAAGCGUUACAAAUAUAGAAAUAUGGUUUAAUUACUCAUCUUCUCUAAAUGCUUUCUCUAUGCUGACUGACAAAUGCAAAGAACUGAGUUAUUAACGAUGACUGGCAGAGAGCUAAAACGGGGAGAGCAUUUAAUUUAAUUUCCCCAAGCAGAUUACAGGCAGUACAAUCCCAUAUUGAUUUAUAUAUAAAAUAUACAAUAUAACAUUCCCUAAUCUCCUCCCCAAUAGGUGUAGCAUGGAGAAAUCCCCCAGUUUACUGAGUUCUUGUCUUCAGCUGACUUUUUUUCACAAGUUUUCAACUUCUAAGUGCUGGUUGUUGUUUGUUAUAUAGAACAAUGGACAGAAUGUGUUUUUGUAAACCCAGUGCUCUUUACAAAAACUUUUGAAAAGGCACAGUCUCAAAAAUAUAAAUUUGAUGUUGCUUUCUAUUUAUGAAUUUUUCUUUUCGCUUUUUUCUGAUUCUAAUAGGCAACACUUUUGAGGAGAUAUUUAGUGUAACCAUCAUUUUACUGGGGUAAAUUGUGCAGGUAUAUAUAAAAUAUACUCACUCUAAGAGCACUUCAAAGAAUGGUAAUUUUCCCAUGAUGCUCUAGUCAUGUACAUUACACCAUGGAGUUAAAUUCAUUUUCGUUAAAUGUUCUAGUUAUGCCAGGACAAACAAAAAUGUACAAAAAAACAAAUCAAAGAAUGGCACAACACUGCAUGCAACCAUUUCCUAUUUAAGAACACACUCUAAGCACCAUAAUAACCUAUGCUUAUUGCAUAUGUUAUGGUGCAAAGAGUUCCCUGUAAAUCCUUAAAGGGACACCGUAGGCACUAUCUGCUUCAUCUCAUUAAACUGGUUAUUGUGUCUGGAGUCCCCUGGUACCAUCAUUUCUUUCAGCAUUAAACAGUUUUUAAUGUUGUAAUGUUUUAAUGCUAAACAAGUCCACAUCAGUCUAUCCCCUCUGUGCUGCUUUGACUAAUAAGGAAGUAUUACCCUGAGAGGCAAUGGGCAGCUGUGAUUGGCUGAGAGUGUCAGCUGACUGCUUUUAACCUGUCAGAGCUCCAACUGACGGUAUGAAUGGGUAUGACAACAAGGAAGUGUGUAAUCUUUGCCUUAGCUACACAUACAGAAGGGGCCGGCCUGUGGGUGGCCAGGGACUCUUAUUUUGUGGCAUACUGCACAAACAUGGUGCAACACUGAAUGGAGGGACAGUGCCAGGCCACUCCAGGCACUAUAACCAAUUCAAAGAGACAAAGUGGUUAUAGUGACUACAGUGUCCCUUUAAAGCAUGUCUGUCAAUUUCAGGGGUCUUUUCAUAUUUCGCAAAAAACAAUGGACAAAGAGCCCACAAAAGGACAGAACCCAUGUGAGUUUAGUGACCGCAAGGUGCAGGGGGAGUUCCUCUCUGGCACUGCCAUCUUCCUAAUGCAGGUCCUUUUCAGCGCCUGUCCCUUCUGCUGUCAGGAACUGCGAGAGUACCACACUGAGGUCUAUGGAGGAUACUACAAGACACCUGGAUCCUCCUUGUACAAAGCCUGAAUCCUACAGCCAUAAUUCGUGACUGCUGUUGGGAUUGAACUAGAGUCGGUGGCAAAGCUCCUCCUUUUGUCAACCUCAGGUUUUACCAUAAGACAAUGUAGUGCCUAUGUUGUCUUAUGGUAUCUCUGGAUUGGCUUAAUCAGUGUUUCAUAAAUGGAAUAUAUUUAUGAAAUACUGAAAGUGACAAAUCUACGUUUGUCUAUUAAAGAUUCCCCUUUCCACUCCGAUGAAAACAAACUUUGUCUACAUGGGGCACACACAAUGAGAGCCCGGUCUGUUACUGUCCUGAUAAAGUGACUGUAGAAGCCUAUAUAUAACAUGAGAUCAAGUUAUUGUUGUUUCAGUUGAGAGGAAGACGACUGAGAUCACAAGAACAAUUGUUCACUUUUGACAUACUUAAACCUGUAUGUUUUUGUGUGGCAAUUUCUUUUAUUUUAUGUAAUUUUUCGGCCUCUAUAAUUUCACCAAUAUUAAAGGCACUUGCACAGUACCAUCACAUUUAUAUAAGUUAUUUAAGUUUAAAAUUUUUACAACAUUUUUGCUUCCUGUCUUCAAUGUUUCUCCCAUACAGUCGAUAGUGUUUCCUUAUUUGCUGCAAAAGUACUCUUAUACAUGAUGCCAUCACUUACUGCUGUACAGUUAAUAUUUAUAAACCUCCAACAAAUUCCAUAGCGCUGUACACUAGGUGGACUAACAGACAUGUAUUGGCAACAAGACGAAUUAGAAACACAGGAACAGAUUGUGUGGAUAUCAUUAAAAUAAUCUAAUACUCCAACAUUGAGUUUUUGUUUUUAAGCAGUGCAUAUUCUGGGUAGUGUUUCUUGUUCUGCCUUCCCAUUCUUUUUAUCAUCUCAAGUUACAGGAUCUUAUGAGCAAGUUGCAUGCACCCACUUUGGAAGUGUCCUUUUAAAUCCCUAUGCUGACAUUUGUACCUGGUAUGUUUGCUUUGGCAGGUGAGGUGGAAUUAGAAGAGUUUUACCCUGCUUUCCUGGACAUGGUGAGAAAUCUGCUUGUUGGGAACCUAGACCCUACACACUAUGAAGACACUCUACGAGAGAUGUUCACCAUACAUGCUUACAUUGGAUUCACAAUGGACAAGCUCAUCCAGAAUAUAACACGGCAGGUGAGCCACGAACAGGAAGAAUAACUAUGAAAGCCUGCUGAUGAGUUGCUGUAAUGUAUGCGUUAGUGAUGAGAGGUGCAGGCCUCCAUUCCAGCUGACAAGUAGACUUGUAUUUUCUUGAAAAAAAACAAAACCUUGCAAUUAGUAGAUAUUUAUUGAUACAUAGUGGCCCUUCAUGUCUAUAUUCUGUAAAUGAGUUUCCAGAGUGAACAAGAAAACUUAUUGAAAUAAAAAUAAACGUGAGGUCAAACUGAUUUGUUCAUCUGAUCAUUGAAUUCCAGUCUUUUAGCUUUCUUAUUUUAAAAAUGUGUUUGAAUACCAUAACAUAACUCAGGAUGUCCUUAAAUAAACAGUCAGGAUUCAUGUGAUACUUGUGUUCCCAGCUCCACCAUCUGGUGAGCGAUGAAAUCUGUCUGAAAGUGGUUGAGCUGUACCUGAGUGAGAAGAAGCGUGGGGGCGCUGGGGGAAGCCUGGUCUCCCAGUGUGUUCGAGCUGCUAAGGAAACCAGUUACCAAUGGAAAGCAGAACACUGCAUGGCAGAUGAAAAUUGCUUUAAGGUAAACCUGUGUUCAUGCAGAGGAGAAGUGGAAGUUCUUAUUAAUUAAAAAGGAAACUGUGUAUGCUUGUUUUAAUUGUCACUUGUACUAAAACAUGCAUGGCGAGAUGAACAGGUGUAGCAUGCACAGUCCAGCAUUAUCCUCCAGUCACACCUCUGAGAUGUCUCCUGCUUAUCUUUCUGAUGUCUCAUAAUGGUGGCAAGAAGGGCGCUGAUUGGAUGCCUCCCUCUCAACUUCCUGCUUUUUUUGGGGGGGUGGGGGAGGGGUGUUUGUCCUGUACCAGAUUGUAAACAAGAUAGGCCUUUGUGUCACAGGGUUAGGCAAACCAUGGCAAUUGAUCUGCCUAGAACCGUGAUGACUAACCUUGACACCAUAAAUUGUUUCUGGACUACAUUUCCCAUGACGCUCAGCUAGCUUUUAGACUCUAAAAGCUAGCUGAGCAUCAUGGGAAAUGUAAUCCAGAAACAAUUUAUGGUGUCAAGGUUACCCAUCACUGGUCUAGAAUGAGUUAAGGAUUAUUCAUAUUUGCCUCAAAUGUGUAUCAAGUUGCAUCCUGACUGAAAAUAGCAGCCUUAUUUGGGCUUGUGGUCCACCUCCCUCAGUAGAUUCCUUCUCACCUGUUAGACAAGAAAGGGGGGUUAUAAGUGGCAUUGCUGUAUGAAUCCAGUGAUUGCAGAGAGGGCCUGAAACUAAAUUUCCCCAUUUCGGGAUAUUCACUCAGAGCUAUUUCUAGAGCUCAUAAACCCACUGUCUGUGUAAGAUCGCCGAGUUAAGCUUAUCGUGUCACUACUGAAGGCAAAACCAUGGAGAUGUUUCAUUUGUAAUUUGCAAAGCAGGCACAGCACAUCUAAAGCUGUUUUAUUGUCCUGCCUUAAAGUGGAAAAGUCAUGCAAAACGUCACGGUUGACUUUAUAAAGGACAUUGUUAAAUUUCUGUGCUAUGUUAACAAAAUGAUGGUAAAAUGCUAAUUUAUAAAAUCUAAAGUGCGUAAAUCUAUGUAUUCCACCAAAAAAGACCGUAUAUAAAUAGCUCAUUCUCCAAGAGGGAGAACUAGUGAGAUAUGUAUAUACCAGGAAUUAGAUUUUUCCAUACGGACUAUGAACUACCAUGGGUUUAUUGUUCAUUCUCAAAAGUCUAUUUUUUUGGGGUGGGUGGGGGAAGCCUAAUGGAGCACGUUUUAUUUAAGUUUGAUUGUAGAAUAUAUCAAAGGCUAUUUUUGCAACUAUUUGUGUGACCGCGCAUUACGCUCACUUUUACUGUUCUUGCUUUUAAAUCCUCAGCACAACACACAAAUGACAUUAAAAUAUGUAUUUCACAUACUUUACCAUUGUUUGUUUUUUCUUCUGUUGCAAAUCAUAAAUGUUUUAGGAAUCAUGACUUUAAAAUGAGGUUCAGAUCAAAGAAUCCAACAUUAAAACAGUUUCUUUAUCAAAAUUUUACAGAGAAUUCUUUUUAAUUUAACUGUGUGUGUGUGUAUGUAUUUCUUUUUAAUAUAUAUCUUUGUUUGCAAGCAUAAUGAAAUCAAUGAAAAUGUGGAAUGCAUGAUACAUGUGGUGUCAGAUGUUAUUUUUAUAUUUAAUUUUCUUUGACUUGUUCACCGAACUUGAAACCAGUUGCAUGAUUGUAGGCCGUGGUGUGCAUUCAGUAAAUUCUCUGUGACAGAGUUGUUGAGGCAAAGAGAGCUGACCAGUUGAUAUGGAAUUUUGUCUUUUGUCAGGUAAUGUUCCUGCAGAGACAAGGCCAAGUAAUCAUGACAAUUGAGCUGCUGGAUACAGAAGAUGUACAGAAUGAAGAUCCUACAGAAGUCCAGGUGAGGGUCUGCUCUCUAAUUCAAUUGUAAUUACGUGGGGUUAUCCUUAGUGUUUACUUGAAGUAGAAAUUCAUGGAAAAUUUUGUUCUGUAUAAUUAUUUCUUGGCAAAGUCAUAAAGGAAACAAAGACAAAAUUAUAGUGAAACGCUUAUUGAGUGAAUAAUAGUAAAGUCACACUUAAUACCUUAUAAAUAUCCAUCAAAUUUAAAAAAAAAAAAAAUAUAUAUAUAUAUAUAUAUAUAUAUGACCCUAUAGUAUGAAGCCUUUUUUACAAAUAUUUUUGUGUAAGAGUGACAAUGGAACACUCAUCUCUGGUAUUAAUAGCUAUAUGGUCUGUUACGGUGACCCUUCCCCUUCUAGAUGUAAUUUGUCAUGUGGCGUGACUCAAAAGGGUAUAUACAUAGAUUAGUACUGUAUUGUGAUCUUUUAUAAAAUCAAUAUAAAACCAGGGUAGUCACUAGUAAAGAGCCUCUAGAUAGGACUCAGAGUAAGCACAUGUGCGGCAGGGACUCACGAUCAGCCUUCCUGCGAUUCCGGUUUCCCUGUGAAGUGCAGGGAGACGGAUCAGUGCUUAUCCUCUUCUCCCUGGAAAAAAUAAAAAAUUUUUUUGAAAGUUAAAUCCCACCCCCCUCCCCCUGCUUUAAUAAAAUGAACCCCUUCCCUGACAAUUGAUCACUGACCACAGUGAUCAAUUGGCAGGGAUUACAUUUUAUUGUCAUCUGAUUUUUAUAUAUAUAUAUAUAUAUAUACCACUGAAUAUUUAAAAUUAAAUAUCUAACUGGGAUGGGUGGAAGUUAGUGGGGAAUUGGGGGAUUUGGCGUUAGGCUAACUAGGGGUUAACGUUAAAGUUUUUAAAUAAGCUUUAAAAAGUUUUGAAAAAAAAAUGUUAUAGAAACAUAGAAUCUCUUUCCUCCAAGCUAUACAUGUUAAGAUCCUUUAACCUUUCCUGGUAAGUUUUAUCCCGCAAUCCAUGAACCAGUUUAGUAGCCCUUCUCUGAACCCUCUCUAAGGUAUCAAUAUCCUUCUGAAGAUACGGUCUCCAGUACUGUGUACAAUACUCCAAGUGAGGUCUCACCAGUGUUCUGUACAAUGGCAUGAGCACUUCCCUCUUUCUACUGCUAAUACCUCUCCCUAUACAACCAAGCAUUCUGCUAGCAUUUCCUGCUGCUCUAUUACAUUGUCUGCCUACCUUUAAGUCAUCAGAAAUAAUCACCCCUAAAUCCCUUUCCUCAUAUGUUGAGGUUAGGACUCUAUCAAAUAUUCUGUACUCUGCCCUUGGGUUUUUACGUCCAAGAUGCAUUAUCUUGCACUUAUCCACAUUAAAUGUCAGUUGCCACAAUUCUGACCAUUUUUCUAGUUUACCUAAAUCAUUUGCCAUUUGGCUUAUCCCUCCUGGAACAUCAACCCUGUUACAUAUCUUAGUAUCAUCAGCAAAAAGACAUACCUUACCAUCAAGACCUUCUGCAAUAUCACUAAUAAAAAUAUUAAAGAGAAUGGGUCCAAGUACAGAUCUCUGAGGUACCCCACUGGUGACAAGUUCAAGCUUCGAAUAUAUUCCAUUAACUACAACCCUCUGUUGCCUGUCACUCAGCCACUGCCUUACCCAUUCAACAAUAUUGGAAUCCAAACUUAAAGAUUGCAGUUUAUUGAUAAGCCUUCUAUGUGCAACAGUGUCAAAAGCCUUACUGAAAUCUAGGUAAGCAAUGUCUACUGCACCACCCUGAUCUAUAAUUUUAGUUACCCAAUCAAUAAGAUUAGUUUGGCAUGAUCUCCCUGAAGUAAACCCAUGUUGUCUCUGAUCUUGAAGUGUUUUUAGAUGUUCAGCAAUCCUAUCCUUUAACAUGGUUUCCAUCACUUUCCCCACUACUGAAGUAAGGCUUACUGGCCUAUAGUUGCCCGACUCCUCCCUAUUACCUUUCUUGUGAAUGGGCACAACAUUCGCUAACUUCCAAUCUUCUGGGACUACUCCUGUUAACAAUGAUUGGUUAAAUAAAUCUGUUAAUGGUUUUGCUAGUACACCACUAAGCUUUUUAUUAACUUUUAUUUAUUUUUGUAACCCUCAGGGGUUCAAUUUAUUUAAUUAAUUUAAAUAUUUUAUAAUUAUAUAUUUUGCUAGCUGGGGUGGGUGGUAGUUAUGGGAAAAUGGGGAAUUUACUGUUAAUGCUGCUCACUGCUAGUUAGGGGUUAACGGUAAAAGAAAAGUUUUUUUUUUUAAAUUUAAAAGUGUAAAAAAAAAAGUUAAGAAAGUUUAAAACAUUUAAUAAGUAAAAAAAAGUUUUACAAAAUAAAAAAAAUACAUUAAAAAAAUGCUCAUUACCUCUACACUUGGAACAUACUAGCGAAAAAAUGAUCCCACACUAAGGUUCACAAUAUGCCUUUUGAAUUACCCGUGGUGUAUUCUUUAAUAAAUAGUAUGUGUUUGUGGGGAAGUUUGAAUAACCAGCCAGCUAAUCCACAACAAAAUGGAACAUGGGCACAGCGUAAAACUUCAAAGUUAGAAAAAAAACUGUGGCUGCGUCUCAAAUGUGCCCCUUCAACAUCCACAUACACCUGGCAAAGGUACAUACGGGCGUAUUGCUGUACUCAGCCGACAUAGCUGAGCAACAUAUAAAGUAUUAUACAGUCGUAGCACACAUAAGGUUUGCAAAAUAUACUGUGCAAACUCACUUUGUGUGUCAAAAAGGCAGAAAAAAUGCUUAUUACCACUACACUUGGUACAAGCUAGCGGAAAAAUUAUCCCACACUAAGGUUCAAAAUAUGCCUUUUGAAUUCCCCUGGGAUGUCUUCUAUAAGAAAUGGUAUGCCUUUACGGUGUAAUUGUAAUAUGUAGCCUGCUCAAAUGAUCCAAAGUGGGACUCUUAUUUGAACAGUCCCACUGCUAUAAUACCCUAAAAUGAGACAUAGGCCCGUCAAAUCCAUCUAGGAAAAUUCUAACUAUAGAAACUGAAAUAGCCUUGUCUCUUAUAUGGCAUUGUAGCUUUACAGAAUAGUGCCAAAGGCAUACAAUGGGGGUAUCGUUAUACUCGGCAGAUGUAGCUGACGCAAUAUGGGGUUGUGUGCAGGAAAAGCACACACCAGCUUUACGAAAUACACAUUACAAAAACUUUGUUAUAUGUGAAUAUGCCAAAAUAGAGAAAAAACACAAUUUUACUCCAAUAUUUAGCAGAGGUUGGCGAUGAAAUGGUUAUUUAAAAAGUGUCAAACUAACCUUAGGUAAAUAGUCUGUGAUGUAUAUAAAUAUAUACUUUUGUGUGGCAAUUUUGUUUUCUGUGAUGGCCACUAAACCUACAAGACAAACGUACCAACUUCUAAACUUGUUUCACAUUACAAUUUUAUUUUAGUCCUUGUAUUUUGUGACCUGUAACUUUCAAAAUAAGCUGAAAUCCUAUACAUAUUAUGUAUUCUAUAAAUCAAGACACAUAAAUUAAUUUAUUUUGAAUUACUUUUUCUAAGCUGGACAUAUUAUGCAAAUGCUACUAUUGCCAAAACCGUGAAAAGAGAUUUUUUUUUCCCCCCCAUUUAGUUGCUUUUUUUUUUUAAAAUAAUUAAUGAGAAUGUAUCUAUGUAAAUGUGACAUAAAAUUGAAGCCCUAUUUGUCCUCUGAAAAACGGUAUAUAAUAUGUGUUGUUGCAAUAAAUGACAGAGAUGCAAAUUGCGUUUGAACACAAACCGCAAAAAUGGCUUGUGUCCUUAAGGGUAAGACAAGCUUUUGAAGCUGUGUCCUUAAGGGAUUAAAGGGAAUAAUUGGGAGCAAACACGGAUGAUCUCCAACUUCGCCAGGAGCUUAUCACGUUCCAAGCCUCAUUUUCAUUGCGUCACUUCCAGAAUUUCCAAUACGUAAUCGGAUUUAUAGAGGCUUGCGUUUCAAUCUUGUAUGCACAUUCCCAUGGCUACAAGAUCGGAACAAGGAGUCCAUAAAUAGAUUGUCCAUUGAUAACCUGAAAUAAAGAUUAAAUGGUUAAAGGGUUGUUACAUAUAAAAAUAUUUGAAGUACUUAUAUAUUUUUACUCUGAAAAGGAAAACAUUUUUUUUUUUAAAACAACCUUUUAUGAGAAAUUCUUAUAUAACUUUUAGGUCUUACUUAUGAAUUAUCAGAGGUAACUACAAGAUAAAUUGUAAUAAAAUGAAUUGAAUAUAGAAAUGUAAAGAAAUAAAUAAAAAGACUAAAAAUACCUUAUAUUUAAGAAUAAAUAUAUACUGAACUUGGUUAUUACAAAAAUACCUCAUAAAAAAAAAUCUAUAUAUUGGAUGAAAAGAGGAUAAUCUAAUAAGGAGAGAAAAUGUAUAAUAAAGUCAUUAAUAGUGAAAAAUUUAUAAAAUAUUAAAAAUGGUUUAUAAAAAAUGGUGAAUCUCAAAUUCCUGAUUAAGACCAUGUGGGAUAAGGGUUUAUAGAUCCAUUUCAUUUCCUUUUUACUUAAUCUCUGAUUGAAAUUUCCUCCUCUCCACUCAUGAGAGAUGUUAUUUAUACUCAUAAACAGCAUCCCUCUUGGAUCCUGAUUAUGAAACGUUUGAAAUGGGCCGACACGCUGUGAUUCUCAAAUCCUUUAUUUAUACUGCGUGUAUGUUCUUCUAUACAUGUGUGAAAUGGCUUAGUAGUCUUACCCACAUAAUCCAGACCACAUGGACAUUUAAAAGAUAAAUGAUAUUUUUUCAGUAGCAUGUCAUGAAUUCUUUACAUGUCACCUUCCUUUGUUUUAAAUUGAAUUAUUCUCCUAUGGUUUUCUGUUCUUUUACAAGCUAGACAUUGCCCACGGCCAUAGAAACCUCUCUGAGUAUUAAAGGUUAUAGGUUCUUUUUUUCUCAGUUUUAAUAUAACUUUUUUUAAAUGUACUUUUUAAAUUAUUUACUCCUCUGUGGGGGAAAAAAUGGGGUUAUUAGGUAAAAAAAAUGGCAAUAAAAGGGUCUUCUAAUAAAUAACGUGCCAAUAUUAAUACAUUUUUCAAUUUUCUGUACUAAAAUUACAUAUAAAAUGUACAUCCUCUAUUGUUUCUCUUUUAUUGUAUCUUCUAAUAGAUUAUUUUCUAUAUCUUUAAUAUCGAACCUUUACUUUUCAAAUAUUUCUUCUCCAUAUCCCUUUUCUAAGAAAUCUUCAAUACGCGAGGACUGUUUUUCAUAAUAUCUAUCUGUUCCUCCUUAUUUAUAUUUUAAAGUCUUAAAGACCAGUCACCACUGAAACCAACUGUUGUAUAAAUUGCUCCAUUUAUAGAGUUUUGUCACAAUUUUUACAUCUAUUCUAUCCAUUUAUCAUUGCAUUCCUGUUGAUCAGUAGGAGCAUUACAAUGAACAAUUGUGUUUUUGGGAUGUUGUGUUUUUGCCCUGACCAUUGUAUUGCUGGCUUCUCGGGGAUUGAUUGAAUGUAUUCUCAAUUUUGCAGCACCUGGCAAAUUAUGUGGAGCAGUUCAUUAAUGUUGAAGGAGGCCAGAACAACCAGAGUGAAGGUUUUUUACUGAAACCUGUGCUGCUGCAGAGGUGAGUAGAUCUUGUUAGUGUGCCAUAUAAACUCAUAAAGAGCACUAUGUAUAAUGAUAUAAGUGUUUCUCGGCUGCUUUUACAGAAAUAUUCUCAUAUUAUUGGUUUUACUCUACCCUGCUGUUUUGACAGAAAUUAAGAAGCAGAGUGCAGAGCACAUCAAUAGCCCUCUUCCUAGUCGUGACAGAGUCUACUAGUUGCCAUGCAGACUGUAGUUGUUUGACUGGCACUGACUGAAUUUCUGAUAACUCACACUGUAUUGAAUAAACCUGUCAAAAUCCAGAUAAAGCUAAACAAAGAGAAUGAAAACAUUUAGGCCACCGUAGUUGAAUUGGAUAGAAAUGUUUACGAUAGACUGAGCAUUAAAAAAAAAAAAAAAAAAAUCUGGACAAGCGACUGGAAAUGUUUAUCUUGGUUUAAAACAAAAGAAAAAAAGUUUUUUUUCAAGCCUUUCAAUCCUAUUGAUGCGUUUAAAGAGGAGUGGUCACUUCUCGGAAGCUUCACCAUUAAAUGAAACACUGAAAGUCCUCUAAAAGUUGUUUCACCCCCUUUUACGUUUCCCAACAUUACAUAAGUUUAAAAGGGAAAUUCUAACUUCAGGAAUACAAACUGUAGAGUUUCCACAUGCAUAUUUAGAUCCCCCACCCUUUUAAUCCUGAAAUAAAGAUUUACUCACCUUUCAACCCUUGCUGUUGCCACUCCCACCCCUUUAAAUGAAUCUGUAACGAUGAUCUCAGCUGCCAGUCCAAUGCUUCUCCAUAGAAAAGCAUUGGGAGACCUACCUCGCAUGCAUGGAAGCUGCCACACUGCACCAAUUGGUAUCUCCUCCUAGAAAUGCAUUAUAUCACUGCAUCUCUAUGAUAAGUCCAUAAAUCCCAAAUAGGACAGGUAUUGCUUUGAUAAAUCCACCCUGGACUCUUCUGUUUAAGCCUCCUGUACAUCUCUGCUUAUUAGAAUCAACUAGUCGCAGGGGUAGGCAACCUUUGGCACUCCAGAUGUUGUGGACCACAUCUCCCACAAUGCUCUUACACCCAUAAUGCUGGCAAACCAUCAUGGGAGAUGUAGUCUAAAACAUAUGAAGUGCCACAGGUUGCCUAUCUUGAUGGAGGCCGAGAAGCUUCGUGUUCAUUUGCUGGUCAGUGGUUGUGUGUCAACAUAGAUUGCCUUGCGUUAUUAAUGUUGCCCUUGUAUGGAUUUUAAUUGUUCAUGUUACCUCUACAUAGAAAUGUCCGAAGUUUCAACAGCUGGCAGUGCAGAACAAUGAAAGUAAUGAAAGAUGAAGUAAAGUCUUCUUGGAAGAGGCUGAUGGGAGUGGAGAGUGCCAGCAACAUGGACUGCCGUUUUAGACUCAACAGUCACAAAAUGAUGUUUAUAAUUAACUCUGAAGACUAUAUGUACCGCUGGGGAACACUAACAAGGGCCAGAGAGGUAUGGUUUCACAUGUUAUUCAUUCCUGAGAAUGGACCUUUCUAUAGGUUCUUAAAGUACAAAUGGCAUUAUUCACUGUAGUAUCAAUUGCAGGGAAUUUAAAGUGGAUUUCCAAUUUAGGGCCAAAAUAUUCCAACUACAAACAGGGCUGACAUGGAGAAAUUUUCCAGUUUGCGAACUGUGGCCUAAAAUUUUACAUUUGCUUUGAAUCCCUGAUAACUCAUACCUUGCAUGAAAAACCUUAUAUGUCCGUAAUGUGGAAAAGUGUGGAAAACAUUGUUAUAUUAUCUUGCUGCUAUACAGUGCUUCUUGCAGAUGAAAUGGUCUACACAAAAUAUGCAAAGACUCUUUAAACCUAUCCAUGUGACAGUGCCUCUAACCACUUGUCCCUUCUUUUUGGGGACUCCUUACAUAUCAGGACAUCAACAUCAUUUCCCUAACUCUGUGUGGCUGACUUCCAGAUAUUAACUCUUUCAGGAUCAAACACUGGAAAUACAUUAAUAACAUACCAUGUAGGAAAUUGAAUUAAGACUCAAACACCUCUUUGGCAGAAAAUGUAAACAUGAUGUGAUGACUUUAUCAUAUAUGAUUAAUAGCUCCACACUGUCUGCAGCCACAUUGAUAUUAAACCACAUUAAUCUCUGAUAUGUAAUUCCUUACUAACUCCCUAAAUGGCUGCACAAUGGCAUAUACGUGACACUAACUUCUUCAAGAAUAAGUGAAGAUUUAUUUUCACAUUGUGGAAAAAUGUGUUUAAAGGGACACUCCAGUGCCAGGAAAACAAUCCGUUUUCCUGGCACUGCAGGUGCCCUCUACCUCCCACCUCCCAUCCCGGUUGCUGAAGGGGUGAAAACACCUUCAGUCACUUACCUGAGACCCUCGGCGGUGGUUUUGGGUCGCCACCGCUCCUCCCCUUCCUUACGUCAGCCGGCAGGGGAGACUGAUCCCGCCCGCCAGCCGGGCAGACCUAGUGCGCAUGAGCGGCAAUGCUGUGCACGCGCAUUAGAGCUCUCCAUAGGAAAGCAUUGAAAAUGCUUUUCAAUGCUUUCCUAUGGGGAAUUGAGCGACGCUGGAGGUCCUCACACAAAACCUGUGCUAUAGACACGGAAGUGCCCUCUAGUGGCUGUCUAGUAGACAGCCACUAGAGGAGUUAACCCUGCAAGGUAAUUAUUGCAGUUUAUAAAAAAAACUGCAAUAAUUACACUUGCAGGGUUAAGGGUAGUGGGAGUUGGCACCCAGACCACUCCCAUGGGCAGAAGUGAUCUGGGUGCCUGGAGUGUCCUUUAAGUAAAUUUGUUUGGAUAUUGUGAUUAAACAAAUGACUGCUCUCAAACGGAACUAGGGUCAUUAAAAAAUAAAUAAAAUAUAUAUAUAUCUAUUUGAUAGGAUUUAGUGUAAGUAAAUAUUUACCACGAAGCUGUAGACUUUAUAUGUUUUUACUCCUCGGAUGUCACUAUGAGCGUCAUCAUCUACAGCAGGGGUUUCCAAACCAGUCCUCAAGUACCCCCUCUACCAGUCCAGGAUUUAGGGAUUACCCUGUUGUGUCUAAAAAAAAAUAUUUUUUUUCUUUUCUAAAAACACCUUUGACUUAACUGGGUAAUCCCUAAAUCCUGAACUGGUAGAGGGGGUUCUUGAGGACUGGUUUGGGAACCACUAAACAUAUCAUCCUUGAGUGGUUCCGGGAGAUCAGUUUAAAAAUCUAUUGUUAAUUGUGUGUGAACUAUUGGUUUUGUAUGUAAAGCUAAACUCCUAAUGCUACUAUUAACCAUUUCCAGUUCCAGCCAAUGGUCUUCCAGAAGCACCAUGAGAAAUUUAAAGCCUGGCACAAUCGCUGGCUGCAGGAAAACGUCAGCCCCAGAGCAGCCGAACUUGUGCAAGACUGGCUGACCGGUGAAGAAGACGAAGACAUGGUUCCCUGCAAGACUGUAUGUGAAUUCUCAGACGUUCACGGCAUGACGGUCACCAAAUACAGAGUUCAGUACAGCCGCAGAGCUGUCUCUCCUUGACACGUAUUCACCACCACCAAUUUCUAUUUCCUGCUUCUUCUUUUAUUUUUUUUUUAUUUUAUUUUUUGGAGGGCUGCUUUUUUAAUUUAUUUAUUUUUCUUUUUUAAAGGAGCACCUCAUUGACAUUGAGGUUGCUGGACGUUAACGCCAGUUCUAUCAUUGUUGACUGUAAUAGUCAAGAUACUCUGUGCUUAAUACCAUCACUAGCAGCUGAGCUAGUCUAUGAACUUGUCUUUUUCAGGCAAUCACAUACAUCCUGAAAGUUCAAUCAGUGCAAAUAUUGGUUAAUCAUAUGCAGGAAAAGGAUAAUGAAAUGAGUCAUUGUUUUAAUAUUACAAUGAAAAAUGCCAUGUUAUUUGUUAGUAAGAUCAAAAUCUUUUUCCCCAGGAAAAAUUCCACAAAUAAUUUAAAAUGAAAAAAGAACUCUGAGAACAGAGAGAGUGCAGCUGGUUUUAAUCCCUUAAUGACCGUGCUAAUCACUAUUCUAUAAGAGAACAUUUUACCUUGAUUAUCCAUUCCUGAAGGUGUUCUCUUUGCAGCUAUUCUAUUUAAACUGCUUCUUUCAGCCGCUUUGUAUGAUUUUGGUGCGUUUUGAUUAUUUAAAACUAAUGAGAAUAAAUGUAAAAGAUACUUCCUUCCUCUCUUAUGGAACAAGCAGCAUUAAACCUUGAAUUUGAAGCACUUGUAUAUGAACAGUUUUUAAAACUUGUUCCGUUAACCCCAAACUCUGGAAGUGUGGCUUCAGUAUUUAAAAUUCAAAAAUAGUAAUUAUGAGAAAAAGAGGAUUACGUAUUCCUAUGAAUUAUUAUAUAGUACCACAAAUCAUGAUUUUUUUUUAAGGGUUUUUUGUCUAUAUUGACUUGCAUAAUGGUUACAUUAAAUAAAACCUGUGCUUUAAAACCGGUAGAGUGUGCUUUUUCGUGACGUUGUCCAAAGA